Messenger RNA from Aaosphaeria arxii CBS 175.79, 727 nucleotides. RefSeq lists its product as uncharacterized. Bases 1 to 603 code for a protein of 200 amino acids. The record is from RefSeq and is a predicted model, not a curated record. Lineage: Eukaryota; Fungi; Ascomycota; Dothideomycetes; Pleosporales. The transcript is spliced from 2 exons.
AUGCAUGGAAAAGUACGAGCGUACGUUCGAGAAAAGCGAAAUGCUCGCCGAAUGUCUAGAAAUCUACGAAAGGGAUUACGAGAAGGAGUGCUGGACAUCCCGGAUCCUGAUGAAGCCAACAUGCCCGUCCCGUUGAUCGUGCGCCGGAUUCAAGAGCUUGAAGGCUACAUGCGAACCCAAUUCGCGAACCAAGAACGCCAACGAAACCUUUUGAAGGCAGAAGUGAACUAUGGAUGGGGGGAAUUUCGCGAAUGCCUCCGCGCGGUCGCAAAAUUCAUCUUCAGUAGCGUUCUCGCCUCCGUCAUCGCCAUCCGCUUCUUCUCUGGCAUGGCAGUGAGUUUCCUCAGCUCCAUUUCGGCAAGACAUUACAGAAAACAUGCUCGAACUAUCAACAACCCCCGCCGACUCGAGGAUCGUCGGGAUUCCGUAGUCGGCUGGUUAGUGCGCCGCUGUUCACUACGGAGAGAUCGAGGACAGAAACUUGUCGGACGCUGCAGCAUGCUUGGCAACAAGGCAAAACUCGCAUGCCUUACUGUUUUGACGGAAACUUUCGGGGUUAUGAAGGAGUUCACGAGAGCGUGGAAGGGUCCGGGCGAUGUCUAAGUACUAUCAAGGAACGCUGAUAAGGAGACGGGCAUCACUGAACAGAAUGAGCAUAUUCGUCUCUGUAUUCCGUCUCUGUCAGCACGUGUUCGGAUUUUUGUAGCCUGGAAGCGUCGAUUUUAAA